UUCAGUCAUAUGCGGAAGAGAAAAAAAGAAACACGUAGAUAAGGAGAAGAGAUUAGUGGUUACCAGAGGAAAAGGGUGUGGGGGGAGGGUGAAAUGAGUAAAUGGGGUCAGUUGUACAGCGACAGAUGGAAAAUAGACUUUUGGUGGUGAGCAAGCUGUAGUAUAUACAGAUGUUGAAUUAUAAUGCCGUACACCUGAAACCGAUAUAAUGUUAUAAACCAAUGUCACCUCAAUAGAGAAAAGACUCUAAAAAUAAAAUAAGUAAAAUUUUUGUCAGAUAAUUCUAACAUCUGUGUCAUCUUGGUGUUUGUGUCUGUUGAUUAUCUUUUCUCAUUCAGUUAGAGAACUUCCUGGUUCUUCACAUGACAAGUGAUUUUCAACUGAAACCCGGACAUUUUGAGUAUUAUGUGAUAGGGCUGGAUCUUAUUUAAAUCAGUUCAUUCUCCCCUGACACUGCUCCAGUGAAGGGGGGGACCCCCUUCUUACUGCCAUAUGGGGGUAGAAGUCUAGCUUCUCCACCCAACCUCCCUUAACCCCUGGAGGGUGAAGGCUCCUUGUUAUUGCGGGGGGCGGCACAGGUCUGGUCCCCGUUAGCCAGCCACCAGCCGACCCUGGCUGGGAGGGGGAGGGGUGCUUCACCACUGCUCCCUGCAUGGCUUCCUGGCAGAGUCCACUGUAGGAGGCGUGCUUGUUACCACCGCGUGUGGUGCAGGUCCUCACUCCCGGCUGGACCUCUUCUCACAGCGCUCAAGUGAGGAGGGGUGGGACCUCUCAUCCCCGCUGGGUUGGGGUGGAUGUUCAGGCUCCCCCUGCCACUGUGGGGAGGAUGAGCCCACUGGCGAUGGAGAGCUCAGCUCCAUCCUGGGCCUCCUCUGGCACCACUCAGAUGGGGUGUGGGGGUCUGGCCUGGGGUUUUUCCUUACAGCCUGGCAAGGGUGAAGUCUAAGCACCCCAUUGGCCUUUGCUGCCGGGGUGGGAGGAAGCUGUGGGUUUUCCUGUGGUCUUGGGCUGGAGUAAAGCAGUUUUUGCCUGGUAUUUCUAGGCUGCCCCCUUCUUGGCUCUUUGAAGAGCGGGGUUUUGCUGGAACGUCUUCUUGUCUGUGCCCACGGGUAUGUCCAGCUGCCGGCUUCUCCACUGUUAGGUCUGGGAUACACGAGGCAAAGAGAAAACCCAGGGAACUCACAGCCAUAUCAUUCCUCAGCUCCCGAGGUCCCUAACCAGGGUGCCUUCUCUCCACCCUUCAGAGCCUUCUCAUGCUUGUUUUAUAAUGUCUGGGGUAUUUAGUUGUACUUAGCAGAAAAAAUAGGGAAAAGGACCUCUAGUCCAUCUUCUUGGAACGUCACUGCAUUUUGAAGUUGCUCUUCACUCUUUCCAUUUCCUUCUCAGUGAUUGGCAGGUGGUAAAGGGUGGUGAUGCCAGAGUGAAGACUGCUCAGAAGCUUCCCCAUCAUCUGCAGGAUUUGCAUGGCUUUGCGUGCUGUCUGUUUCUGGUCUCAAGACACUCACAGGCUAGAAGCCUGAUAAAAGUGGUGAGGGUUGAGUCGUGAGACUUCCCCGUUCAAUAACACUUCACAUGUUACCUUUCUCCUUCCUGAAUCGGUGUGUUCUUCCCUCAACCCCUGGGGUCUCUGAAGCCUCAGUGUCAGUGAUCAGAUUCCCCAACAAUCAUGCCCGUGCAGGGACAUGAACAUGAAUGAGAAUGACUGGAUGCUGUCGCUAAAGCGUAAAUCCUUUCGAGGUGGCUUGUGCCUUUUCAGCAGGCUGGCAGUUCUGAUCUGCUCAGCUUGAGUCAUUAGCAUUUCCUGAGAGCUGGAUCUAGCAGAAGCUGUGAAGGAGCCAGCUGUGAACCUAUCUGAUGGAGAAAUGCCAUACACAGAAACUGAAAACUGACCACAGAUCUCCGAGGGUUCCUUCCAACCCAACCCCAAGUCCACAGCGCCCUCAUUGCAUCUUCCCCACUCGCCAGAUCGCCCGUGCCUCUUGGCCGGCCCAGAGCCCCAGAGAGGCGGAGGCGGGGCCAAGCAGGGUGAAAUCAGUCACUGGAGACUUCUCUGUGCUUCCCCUUUCACUCUCAGAUGCCACUAGGGUCCCCGACGAGGGAAGACACGAGGAAACAGGCUCGAACCUAGACGCAACGCCAUGCAUCUCCUCGGCCCCUCGCUCCUGCUCCUCGAAUACUUGGCUUUCUCUGACUCAGUUCCGUGGGAAUUUGACCACCCCAACACUCUCUACACCUGGGAGGGGGCCUGCGUCUGGAUUCCCUGCACCUACAGAAUGCCAAAGAGUGGAAAGUACCUCGACGGCCUGAUCCUGUACCACAGUUAUAAGUAUGACGAAGUCAGCAAGGAGUACAGGGGGACCGUCCUCUAUAACAAGACGAACACCGAGGAGGCUCCCAAAGACAGGAGAGUAGAGUUCCUGGGAGACAACAGAUCCAACUGCACCUUCCGCAUCGACCCCGUGAAAGUCAAAGACAGCGGUCAGCUGGGGCUGAGGAUGAUAUCGGGGUCUGACAAAUGGAUGGAGGAAAUAGGCCUGAACGUCUCUGAGACGGCCCCUCCACCACGCAUCCAGCUCCCUCCCGAAAUCCAGGAGCUCGAGGAGGUCACUCUGACCUGCUCGCUGAAUUUCGCCUGCUUUGGGUACCAACUGCAGUGGUCCCUGAAGGGGCCUGUUGUCUCCUCGACCUCCCUGACCCCCAAGACUGUCUCCACGGAGAGCAAGCUCACAUACCAGCCGCAGUGGACUGACCACGGCAAGAAUCUGACCUGCCAGCUCUUGGAUCCUGACCAGCGGGUACUCUCGGAGGAAACCGUGCGGCUGGAUGUGAAGCACCCACCAAAGUUGAAGAUCGAGGUCAGUCCCAAAGAAGCCACUGUAACAAAGGGGGAGGAGGUGACCAUGACGUGCCAGAUCAUCAGCAGCAACCCAGAGUACCGGCAUAUAUCCUGGCUCAAGGAUGGGAUCUCACUGAGGCCGGAGGAGAUGUGGGGGGCGCAGGAGAAGCUCAAGCUAACUCUGUCCACAGUGACCAAGGAGAUGAGUGGAAAGUACCAGUGUGAGGCCCGCAAUGACAUAGGCUCAGGAAAGUCGGAAGAAGUGGACCUCCAAGUGCUUUAUGCUCCGGAACCUUCCAGGGUUCAGAUCCUCCCCUCACCAGCUAAGGAGGGAAAUUCAGUAGUGUUGACUUGUACAUCGCUGGCCAAUCCUCCUCCAACAAAUUACACCUGGUAUCACAAUGAGAUGGAGGUGCCAGGAAGGACAAAUAAGACCUUCCACAUCCCAGAGGUCCUCCUUGGGCAUGCUGGGACUUAUUCCUGUUUCGCAGAAAACAGACUUGGUCCUGGACAAGUUGGCCAGGAGGCAGAGUUGGACGUCCAGUAUCCCCCCAAGGAGGUAAUCACAGUGAUUCAAAACCCUGGGCCGAUUCGAGAAGGAGACGAAGUGACCCUGUCCUGUAUCUACAAUUCCAGUAACCCCGGGGUUACCGAGUACAUAUGGAACCCCCAGGGCACCCCGCAGAAGAGCUCAUCUCGGCUGCUGAAGAUUCCAAAGGUUGCCUGGGACACCAAGCCCAUCACCUGCUCGGCCUGUAACACGUGGUGUUCGCAGGGUCUGCCUGUCAACCUGGAUGUCCAGUAUGCCCCCAAAGAUGUCAAGGUCCUGCUGAUCAGCCCCGGUUCUGAGAUUUGCUCUGGGGACAAGGUCCACCUCCAAUGUCACUUCUCCAGUAGCCGCCCCACAGACGUCCACUUCUUCUGGAAGAAAAAUGGGAUCCUUCUGCAGGAAGGACGCGAACUGCGUUUUGAUGCCAUCUCUCCAGAAGACGCUGGAAGUUACAACUGCCUAGUCAAUAACUCCGUAGGGCAGAGCACGUCUGAGGCCUGGAUGCUCCAAGUGCUAUAUGCACCUAGGAGGCUGCGUGUGUCUGUUAGCCCAGCAGAUGGAGUGACGGAGGGGAAGAAGGUGGUCCUGACAUGUCAGAGCGAUGCCAACCCCCCAGUCUACGAGUACUCCUGGUUUGACUGGAAUAACCAAAGCCUCCACCGUUAUGAUCAGAUGCUGAGACUGGAUCCUGUGAAGGUCCAGCACUCAGGCACCUAUCGGUGCAGAGGGACCAACCGACUUGGGGUGGGCACGUCGCCCCCCAGCACCCUCACUGUCUACUAUAGCCCAGAGACCAUCAGCAGGCGCGCGGCCUUGGGAGUGGGGUUCUGCCUGGCCAUCCUCCUCCUGGUAAUAUGGGGAGUCAAGUUUCAACGGAGCUGGAAGAGGAUUCGGAGCCGGCAGGAGCUUCAGGAAAAUUCCAGUGGGCAGAGCUUCUUCGUGAGGAAUAAAAAGAUCAGGAGGGCCCCCCUCUCUGAAGGCCCCCACUCCCUGGGCUGCUACAACCCAGUGAUGGAAGAUGCCAUCAGCUACGCUGCCUUGCGCUUUCCCGUUGGCGAGACUGACACGCAGAGGACUGGAGACACAGAGCCCUCAGAGACACAGGGACUUUCCCUAAACAUGGACGACACGGUCACUUACUCUGUGGUGCAGAGGCGUCAUGUGGUAAGAUGGCAGGGCUGUGGGAGGAGGGAGAUGAGGGGCCUGGCCUCAGCUGUGAGUCCUGGAAGGGAAGGACUUGGGCGAACUCAGCAGUGGCAAAGGCUGAGGGGUAGGGCGGGUUGCUCAGGCCAAGGCGUGGUCAGAGCCGGGCAGGCACCUCCCCAUCUGAGACCCUGACCUCAGCCAGUUUCUGGACAAGAGGACUUCUGCUCGGGUUCUUGGCCCCUCAGGUGGAGUCAAGGAGAGAAAGGUCAGGGAAAGGGGACUGUGGGAGGCUGGUGGCCGUGAGGCCAAGCUUACCCACUGUGGCUUUCUCAGGGCGACUAUGAGAACGUGACUCCAGCUGUUCCGGAAGACGAGGGGAUACAUUACUCGGAGCUGGUUCACUUUGGGGUUGGGGAGCGGCCUCCAGCUGAGGAAGGAGUAGACUACGUGAUCCUUAAGCACUGAUGGCCAAAUCGGCUGAGGUGGGGGAGCCCAGGGGCUGCAGGGGCCAGGACAGGCCUGGGGCUUUCCCAGCCUCUGCUGUUCAGCCACAAAGCGCCAAGCCUUGCCCUCCACACACACACUCACACACACACUAUUACUGCAACACCAGUCGUGCGGAGAACUCUGUGCACGGGCCCGUGACAGUCUUCUUUCUCAGCACUGGUAACCCCGACCCUCCAAAGGCCUGCCCUGGUCCUUCCACCCUCCUUCCCACCUGGAAACUCAUCUAAACACCUGCCUUGUGCUGUACAAACCCCCAGCCCUCCCCAGCCUUCUGCCACCACUCACCCCUCCCGAGCCCCACCACAGCUGGCUGUGUCCCUGCCGGGCUCAGCUGGUCACUGUAUUUUCUUUCCCUCCCCAUCCCUUUGACCCCCUACUCCUGCUCUGAUAGCCCCACUCACUAAUCUCAUGCCUGAUGUUUGCCUCUGGGGCAAAGCCCAGAAAGAGGGACAGAAACGAGGCAGACAGGGGCACUCUCCCACACUGGUUUCUCAUCCCCAGGGAAGCCAGGCAGUCCAGGGAGAGGGUCACACUGCUGCAGCCUUGGCCUCAGGGGUCCCGUGGUCUGAGCCAUACCCCGGUGUGGACAAACAUCUUAACAAACACAGACCUUCCCAAUAAAAUGGCUCAGAUCCCA
This is a messenger RNA of Equus caballus (horse), 5676 nucleotides long. RefSeq names its product CD22 molecule (gene CD22). Gene Ontology annotation, biological process: negative regulation of B cell receptor signaling pathway; B cell activation; regulation of B cell proliferation. The record is from RefSeq and is a predicted model, not a curated record. Gene Ontology annotation, molecular function: CD4 receptor binding; sialic acid binding; protein phosphatase binding. Gene Ontology annotation, cellular component: external side of plasma membrane; early endosome; plasma membrane. Lineage: Eukaryota; Metazoa; Chordata; Mammalia; Perissodactyla; Equidae.